GUCAAGCUCCCUCUCAGGCAAUGAACACCGCUGUGAACCCCCUUCACGUAGAAUUUCACGCGGUGGACGUGACGUCAUCAAUAUGCGUCACGAGAGGCUCGUUCUCGGCCAGAGCGGAACAGUGGCACAACAACACAACAAGCCCGUGGGUUUUAGCCAUGAUAACUCGAAGUUACAGGCUACAAUUUGCCAUGAGACCUCCCAGGUUCCACGGAGUAUUAGUUUCAGUGGCCAAAGGGGAUUCAGCUCGUGUUUUAAAAGAGAUCGUAUCUCUUCUAAACAAACGAGCAAUCAGAGCUGUACCGGAGGAGGAGAGCAAGCAGGGUUUUUACUCCCGGUACUUCGUCAUUCCAAAGAAAGGGAGCUCGGCUCUCCGGCCCAUCUUGGACCUCCGUGUGUUAAACAAGCACCUACGAAAAUACACGUUCAGGAUGCUAUUACACAAAGUGUUAUGUCAAUCAAUCCGCCCCCACGAUUGGUUUGUGAUGAUAGACGCGGCGGACGCGUUCUAUCAUAUCGAUGUGUUCCCUGCACACAGAAAAUUUCUGAGGCUCGCCUUCGAGGGCAAAGCCUACGAGUUCCUAACUAUCCCAUUUGGGUUAGCAUUAGCGCCCCGCUGUUUCAGCAAAUGUAUGGAAGCUGCGCUAGCCCCGUUAAGGAACAAGGGCAUCAGAAUUCUCUCGUAUUUAGACGAUUUUCUGCUUUGCGUCCACUCGAGAGACCAAGCCCUCAUAGAUUCCAAAAUAGUGUUAGAUCACCUGAGGAAUUGAGGUCUCAAUAUCAACUGGAAAAAGAGUCGAUUAGAGCCCUCACAAUGCACAGAUUACCUGGGGCUACACAUAGACUCCCUAUACUAUCGAAUCAGACUCUCGGACGCGAGGAUCGCGUCCUUCACCCAGUGUUUGCACCACUUCAAACCACAGCGGACGGUCUCAUUCAGACUGUGCCUGAGUUUGCUAGGCCUCAUGGCGUCUGCAAUCUCAGUAGUGAAAUGGGGACUUGUAAUGAUGAGGGACUUUCAACGAUGGGUCUCGUCUCUCCGCUUAUGCUCGCGCCGGCACCUCAGAUGUUUGGUGAGAGUGCCAGCGGCGUGCAUGAUAGCCCUCCGCUACUGGAGAAAUCCCUCAGUUUUGAGGACGGGGGUUCCUCUGGGGGGCGUGUCCACGAGAAUGACGUUAACGACAGACGCCUCUCUACUAGGCUGGGGUGCAACACUGGGGGGCAGAGCUGUGAAUGGCGUUUGGUCCCCCCAGCUGAAAAAGGAACACAUAAAUUAUUUAGAACUCCUUGA
This is a messenger RNA of Alosa sapidissima (American shad), 1291 nucleotides long. RefSeq lists its product as uncharacterized. The transcript has 2 exons. Lineage: Eukaryota; Metazoa; Chordata; Actinopteri; Clupeiformes; Clupeidae. Bases 83 to 1291 code for a protein of 402 amino acids. The record is from RefSeq and is a predicted model, not a curated record.